UAAUUUAUGUAGCUUGCAUACACAACUAGGCAAGCAUAUUCUUUUCUAUCCACCCUUCCUUUGCUGGCCAUUCAUUCUUUUCUUUCUCUCUGCGUGCAUAUCCAUCUGUUUCUGUAAAUGUCAGGACAUGAUCACAAAUUCACAAUCAUAUAUCAAAAUCCAUUGACCUUUGAUUUUGUACAUACAAUUAUGAUGAAUUGUUUUUAUCUUAACCUUCAUAAACAGAGAAUAUGAAACUUACAUUUCUCCAAUAAAUGUAGCUUGUCUCUCCACUCAACUUCAAAGAUCUCUGUACAUUGUUUCCUACAGCUCCAAAUUCCUAUAUAUAUCAUCUAUCAUUUGUGCAUUCUCCUUGCCAAGGCUCUGAAACUUUUAGUAUAUGCGAUGACAAUGAGGCCAAAGUCCACCGGAAUGUUUUUCUCUGGAAAAGCGACUACGGCUGCCGGGCAGCCGGAGGCUUGGGAAGUAAGGCCAGGGGGAAUGUUGGUCCAGAAAAGGAACUCAGACUCAGAUCAUACUUCAAUUCCAGUUCCUAACAUAAAAAUCAAAGUUAAACAUGGGUCAUCAUAUCUUGAAUUCAAUAUUAGUUCUCGAGCAAGCUUUGGGGAUUUAAAGAAAAUGUUGGCAGGACCAACUAAGGUGCACCAUGAAGACCAGAAGUUGAUAUAUAAAGAUAAAGAGAGGGAUUCAAGAUCAUUUCUUGAUGUUUCUGGUGUCAAAAAUGGAUCCAAGAUUGUUUUAGUUGAGGAUCUAGUUAGCAGAGAAAAAAGGUACAUUGAAUUGAGGAAGAAUGCAAAGAUUGACAAGGCAUCAAAGGAGAUAGCAGAUAUUACUUUAGAAGUGGACAAAUUUGCUAAGCAGGUUGCCAAUCUGGAUUCACAAAUAUUUGGUGGCAAGAGGGUUGUGGAGAAAGUAUUGUUGAAUUUGAUUGAACAACUGAUGUCACUAUUGAUUAAGCUGGAUGGAAUUGUUGCUGAUGGCGAUAUAAAAUCACGCAGGAGAUUUCAGGUGAAGAGAGUGCAGAAAUAUAUAGAAACACUUGACAUGCUGAAGAUUAAAAACUCUAUGAUCAACAAUGUUGAGCAAAUAAUUCCAAUGCAGAAGCAUCCGAAGAUUCAGCAAAUGUCAAAAAUCCCAAUACAAAAACAUCAAGAACAUCAGAGAAGGCAUGUUAGUCCAAAAUCUCCUCUGAGAGAAGUUAGAAUGCAGCAGCCAGUUGUGGUAACAACAAACUGGGAAACAUUUGAUUCGGGCUUGUCGACAAGUCCGCAGUUGAUUAGCUCUGGAACAGCAGUUGGACCUAAUGAAAAUAAUGGAAGUUCUAAGCAAAGCUGGGAGUAUCUAUUAUGAAAACUUGUUUCUGUUUCCCAUGUAUGUAAAAUAUUUUACCAUCAUUAAUAAUAAGGUCAAAAACUAAAAUAACUAAAACAGUCCUGUUCUUGAAGCAGAUGGCUUGUUUCUUUUCACAA
Molecule: messenger RNA, 1469 nt
Organism: Daucus carota subsp. sativus
Lineage: Eukaryota; Viridiplantae; Streptophyta; Magnoliopsida; Apiales; Apiaceae
Product: BAG family molecular chaperone regulator 2
Exons: 4
Coding region: 385-1350 (321 amino acids)
Biological process (GO): protein stabilization
Cellular component (GO): cytoplasm
Molecular function (GO): protein-folding chaperone binding; adenyl-nucleotide exchange factor activity
Source: RefSeq, a predicted model, not a curated record